Messenger RNA from Pogona vitticeps (central bearded dragon), 2027 nucleotides. The record is from RefSeq and is a predicted model, not a curated record. Lineage: Eukaryota; Metazoa; Chordata; Lepidosauria; Squamata; Agamidae.
AGCAAGGCGCACUCGUCGUGUGGUUUGCGCUUGCGCGUUGAGGUUCCCAUUCACUUGAAGGGCGGCAAGAGCGGCGGCGGCAUGAUCCGCUGCCGGGGCUUGUAUUCCGUGGCGGCGGCGGCCCCGCGGACGCCGCUACGGCUCUCGGCACCGCCGAGGGAGCCCCGGAGGCAUUUCCGUGCCAGCCCCGGCAGGCCCCUCGACCCCUUCCAAGAGAUAAGCAAGGAAUUUAAGAAGUUUGGUAAGAACUUGAAAGAGGCCCUUCCUGGCAAUGCCUGGAGCCCACAUCCUGCUUCAGUUGAAUUUCCUCCAGACGAGGCUGAUGUCGUCAUAAUUGGUGGCGGGGUAAUGGGCUGGUCCAUUGCUUACUGGCUGAAGAAAAAAGAAUCAUGGCGUAGUGGCCUGAAGGUGUUGGUGGUUGAAAGGGACCUCAGUUACUCUGAAGCAUCUACAGUACUCUCAGUGGGGGGAAUACGGCUGCAGUAUUCAUUGCCAGAAAACAUCCGAAUGACCCAGUUCUCUGCACACUUCUUGCGCUUAAUCAACGACUAUCUUCAUGUUGCCGGUGAGCCUCCUAUAGAUAUUCAAUUUAAUCCUUCUGGCUAUCUCUUUUUGGCUUCAGAAGAAGGAGCCGCAGUGCUGGAAGAAAAUGUGAAAAUUCAAAGGGAGGAGGGUGCAAAGGUCUUCCUUAUGUCACCAGAGCAACUGAAAAAGAAAUAUCCAUGGAUGAAAACAGAUGAUGUAGCUUUGGCUUCCUUUGGCUUGGAGAAAGAGGAAUGGUUUGAUCCUUGGACCCUACUGAAUGCCUUCAAGAGAAAAGCCAAAUCUUUGGGUGCCCUUGAGUACUGUGGAGAAGUGACUUCUUUCUCCCUGGAGUCCACAGAAAUGAUAACCGCUGAUGGGGAGAAUGCUUUGCUCUCUCGCAUCAAGAGUGUUAAAAUCUGGAUUCCCUACAUUUUUGAAUCUGCCACAGUUUCUUCUGGCAUGGUGGUGAAUACGGCAGGUGCCUGGUCAGGCAAAGUGGCAGAAAUGGCCAGGAUUGGGACCGGGCAGCCAGGCACGCUGUCAGGAAUCAAGUUGCCCGUGGAACCCAGGAAAAGAUAUGUCUAUGUGUUCCACUGCCCUGAUGGGCCUGGCUUGGGGUGCCCUUUUGUAAUUGACACGACAGGAGCUUACUUCCGAAGGGAAGGUUUGGGUGGCAACUACGUUGGAGGCUGCAGCCCUUCAGAAGAGGAAGAACCAGAUAUCCAAAACCUGGAAGUAGAUCAUGAGUUCUUCCAGGAGAAAGUGUGGCCGAAGCUGGCCCACCGAGUGCCAAGCUUUGAAUCACUGAAGGUGAAGAGUUCUUGGGCCGGUUACUAUGACUAUAACACUUUUGACCAGAACGGGGUGAUUGGAUCGCACCCAUUGGUGAGCAACCUGUACUUUGCCACAGGCUUCAGCGGCCAUGGAUUACAGCAGUCCCCCGCAGUUGGCCAAGCCAUCGCUGAACUCAUCAUGGACGGUCAAUAUAAAACCAUCGACCUGACGACAUUCUCUUUUGAUAGAAUCCUCAGAGGGGAGAAAGUUCUAGAAAGGAAUAUCAUCUAAAUAAGUGGGGAGUCCAUUUGGGUGGCGACUGGCGAGUAGACACGGAAAAACUGGUGGAAAAAGGCACUUGCAGAAAGCCACUGCCAGUUACCAGCAUUCAGCGACCAAUCAGCAUCGAGCAGAAGUUCUUCAAAAACCUGAAAUGGAGCAAUUUGGAAAAGAUUAAAACCCUUCAGGAUCUCCCGGGUUCAACAGACAUCAGAACAGUUACUUCUUUUACUCCAAAUCUCUAGAAUUCCAUGGCUAUUGUGGUUUUGGAAUUUUUAUAUUUGUUCAAUUGUUUUAUGAUUGAAUAAUUUAUUGUAAUUUAACUCGACUUCUAUUUUAACUAUUAUGAGCUGCCUUAGUUUCUUUGUGGAAGAAAGAGUGUCUAGAAAUGAUAUAAGUAAAUGAAUGAAAUAAGUUAUAAAUUCUGGGACCUGGAGUCCCCAAAAGUA